AUGAAUGUUUCGGAGGUUCCGACCACAGAUAGUGGUUAUCCGACUCCUCGAGAUGACCUCCCAUCGUCGUCUCGCUCAGCAUCUCCAAGGAGUUCUCCCGAUGAGCAUCAGCUGACGUCCACGCCAGUUCGAGGGCGAAGAAACAUGCCGAUGAAAGAGCACUUUUCUCAUUUUCGCCACGAUCUAUCCAUCAUUGAGUCAACCGGUUCAGACUCCAUCUCGACUGCAAAUGAUUCUAACGUUGUCAUCGGUAUUGUUCCCCAACAUUACUAUCGCAUUUCGUUUCCUUUAGACAGUGUAAAAAGCUUGUUGGCUGUAUCCAAAGAGUUGAAGAAAAAAUCGCGAGAAAAUACUGUUCUUCGCGGCGAAAAUGAAACACUUCGUGGAGAGAAUGAGUCUCUCCGAGAGGAAAAUUGCUCAUUGCGUGAAACCUCACGACGGACUGAAAUGGACAAAUCAAUCAGCCCUGAAAUGGGUUACGAAGGAGUAGUAUUUCCAGUCAUUCCCAGGCUUCAACUUCAUGAUGCGAGCAAGGAGAACGAUACAAAUACUGCCACAGAACAUCCAAUGUCUAGUGAUGACAUCAAGAAAGAAUUGCUCUCAAUCAUAAAAAGUGAAGAAGAUCGAACUAUUCUCGAAUCGAAAAUGGAGAACAUGGUGAUUAGCGAUUCUAAACCUUCUGCCAAAGUAUUCACUGGUACAGCUACAAUUCAAUUAAACACCGAGAAAAUUGACGCUGAUGUCCAAACUGAGAAUGACGAUCAUGUGAAAAUCGUAAAUGCAAACUUACAAAUUGAAGUUGAUCAGUUGCAUUCGGAAAUCGAAAUAAUCGGGAAGAGGAAAAGUGACUUGGAAAAUCGGUUGUUUGACUAUGAGAAAAUGAAAGCCAAGUUCGAAGAAGAUGAACAGAAAUUGAGAUCAGAUCUUGAAAAAAAGCUAAAAACAAGCCAAGCACAAAUCGCACGAUCUGAAGCUAAAAACGAAGAGCUUCAGGCUCGCUUGAACAGCAAAAAGAAAGAAGUCGAAGAAAUUUCAGCUGAGAACAGACGUCUUCUGGAAGAUAAAAACACGCAUGAAUUCGAAAUGGAUGAAAUGAAAGUCCAUGAAGAGCACCUGAUGAAGCAGAACUCUGAUCUCGAAGUGAAGUUGGAUGAAACAGCGAAAAAAGUUAACGAUCUCGAAGAUGCUCUCAAAGAGGAAAAAUUCAGAAUGAUUCAAUUCGAAAAAGAAGCUGAGAAUACCGCCAAAGAUUUUGAGCUUAGUAUCAGUGGGCUCAAGAAAAAAGCAGAUGAGGCUCUUGAAAAAGAGACUGAAGCCAUGAAGAAACUCGAAGAAAUUCGGAAACAGAACAAAGAACUUGUCAAAGAAAAUAAGUAUCUCUCCGAUUCCCAACACGUAUUACUCGAUAGCGAAAUAAAUUCGAAAAAUGAAAUCAAUGUGUUGCAAGCAAAUAUUCGGAAUAUUGAAGCACAGUUAUCAGUGGCAAAAGAUCAAAUAGCAGAAGAGAAACGUCACAAAGAACUGUUGAAUGAAGAUGUGACACGAUUAGAAAUUCAAAACCAGAAGCUGAUAGAAGAUAAAUACGAUUCUAAUGAACUCAUGGAUGAGCUGAAGAAGGGAAAACUUGAAAUUGAUCAUUUGCGUCAGCAAGUCCAACUUCUAUCUCAAGAGAGUAACGAUGUGGCCCAACUGAAAGAAGAACUUCAAUCUAGGACAGGCGUAGAACAACGAUUAAGAGAAAAACUAGAGCAAGCACUCAGAAAAGAAGGAGAAUCCGAUGUCAAGAUAGAAGGAUAUAUUCGUUCUGAAGCUGCUGCAACGGCAGAGUUAGAAAGAUUGAAAGUUGAAUUAGCUGAGCAGACUUCAGUGUUCGUCGCUGCUCAGCAAGAGUUGACACAAAAAGAGGCUACGAUUUUAGAAUUGGAACGAGCAUUCGAAGCUCUGAGAAUAGAGUUUGAAGAAUUCAAGGCAGAUGCAAACGCUCAAUACGAAAAUGAAAUUUUCGUGAGAGAACAGGAACUGAAUCACCUACGUGCUCGUUUAAUUGAACUGGAGACAUAUCCUGGACAUACGAUUUCGGUUUCCCGACAAAGCAAAGAGGUUCAGACUGAUGAUAUUGUACUGGAAGAAACAACAAUAAGUCCUUCACAUGUCGUGGAAGAACAAGUUCUCAGUCCAGUAGUGUCACCUGUCUCUGAAGAAUUAAUUCCCCGUCAUCUGAUCCGCUUGGAUGAAAAAUUGAAUCGGUUGAUAGAAAAACUGAAGCAAGUCGGAACAGUGGAAACUAUCGGAGACACGUCUGCUGAUAAUCAACUUUCUCCGCUUUACCAGUCAUCUGAGACUGUCAAACAAAUUGUUGAGAUUUUGGAAUCGGUGUUGCUUGAUUCUCAAGAAAAAGAUAAUCAAUCUUCCAACUACAUCGACAACUUCUGGGCAUCUUUGAAUAAGCGUGCAGAGCAUUUAGUGCAGAUUAUGGAGGAGAAAUUUGAGACAGCUCACAGAGAGUAUGGAAGGAACGUUCAGAAAAUUGAUCAGAAAUGGAAGAUGCAGAAUGAGAAAUUGAGAAUGGAGCUAGACAAGGCUAAUGCACUCAGCGAGCAACGUGUAUAUCUUGCAACGCAGUUCCGGGAGCAGUAUGAGAUGGAAGAAAAGAUGAAGGAUGAAGCUCUUGCUGAGAUUGAGCGGCUGGUUGGUAUGAGAGACGAAGAGCUUGCGGAAUGGGAAAACAACGAAAAGGAUCUUCGUAAAAGACUAGAACGAGCUGAGCAUGCAAUACAAGUGAAUGCUCGUGACAAGCUGAAUCGUACAGAAGAGUUUGAGGCAGAACUUGAGCAUUUAACAACGAGAUUACAAAAGUCGGAGGUCGAUCAUAACAGAAAAGUCAAAGAGUUUGAAAAACAAAUUCAUGAAGAAAAAGGAAAGCGGGCGUUUGAAAGAGAGUCAUUGAAGAGGAUGCAUAUCAGUUUUGACAACACCCUUGAGCAGUGUGGGUAUCUGAGAAAGCGGAACACUUCCCGUCAGAAAUUGCUAAAUCACAUGCAUGCUUUUUUGCACGGAAUCAACCUCGGCAAUUGCGAUGAAUCAAUGCGAAAACGGAACGAGUUGAUUCAUCGAGUAGAAAAUUCCGGUCUUCUAAAGCUUAACCGCGAUGAAAUUGAUGACGAAAGGAUUGAUCGUCGCAUUCUUGGCGAACCGAAUCGCUCACAAUGA
Caenorhabditis remanei is the source of this 3210-nucleotide messenger RNA. RefSeq lists its product as uncharacterized. NCBI's taxonomy places the organism in Eukaryota, Metazoa, Nematoda, Chromadorea, Rhabditida, Rhabditidae. The transcript is spliced from 9 exons. The record is from RefSeq and is a predicted model, not a curated record. Gene Ontology annotation, cellular component: cell-cell junction; cytoplasm; focal adhesion. Bases 1 to 3210 code for a protein of 1069 amino acids. Gene Ontology annotation, biological process: positive regulation of substrate adhesion-dependent cell spreading; positive regulation of integrin-mediated signaling pathway; cell-cell junction organization.